CCUGUGUUCCCAAGAGGUAUUGUGUCAGUUGAUGGCAACCAUGUGAUUAGCAUUGGAGCAAAAGCAAUUGGCUGAACCUAGCAGUUGUGUAGAGCACAGCGAGCUUCCUCUCCCUGCCUUUAUCAGCAUCGUUCUGUGAACCUGCCGCUGACAGCAAUUGUGGCAUCCAUGGCCUAUACACGCACCAUUUCAGUUCUGUUUUGGCAUUUGCAAUAGCUAGGACUUGAUGCUGAUCUUCAUUCAUUCCUGUUGAAUUCAUAUGUGAUAACUGGCUCCUGCUUUCCUGUGUCUUUCAGGACCUUUGGAGAUUGAGGAAUGCAAUUCUGCCACCAUGAUGGAAGAAAGGAUAUGGAAGCUUUGAAGAAGGUGCAGAGGAGGUUCACCAGGAUGUUGCCUGGAUUAGAGGAACCAAUCUGGAGAAUCUUUUUUUGCACCCUCUCAAAAGCAAGCACGUUCUCCCGAUUGAAAAAACGUACAAGGAAAGCUUUUGGUAUACGGAAGAAAGAAAAAGACACUGAUUCAACGGGUUCACCAGACAGAGAUGGAAAUAAGAAAACUAAUGGUGCUCCAAAUGGAUUUUAUGCAGAAAUCGACUGGGAGCGAUAUAAUUCCCCAGAAGUUGAUGAUGAAGGAUACAGUAUCAGGCCAGAUGACAAAUCAGGUUCUACCAAAGAGAAACACUUUUACUCAUCAAGUGAGUCUGAGUCAGAAGAAGACACACGCCGAAAAUUUAACAUUAAAAUUCGGCCUCUCCAGACUAAGGAUACCAUUACAUGUAUGGCAGCAUCAGUGGAUGAGCUAAAGGCCUCCGUGGGCAACAUUUCUCUGUCUCCUUCACCAAUGAGGAGAAGUCCGAGGCGCAGUCCAGCAAUUAUCAAAAGGAAUUUAUCUUGUGAAGAAAUAGCUCGCCCAAGACGGUCAACACCUACAUCCGAAGUUGUCAGUAAGAAGGGGCCAGAGGAUACAACGUCUCUGAUCCCUCUCUUUGGCCCACCGCUGGAGUCAGCAUUUGAAGGCAUAAAAUCAGAAGCUGCAAUUGAUCAGCCUGAGAUCUGGGGGCCAUUUCAAGCCAGUGAUUCCAAAAGACAAUCGCCUUUGCCAUCACGACCAUUUCCUACAGGAGUUCCUCCUCCUCUGCCUCCGAAAAAUGUUCCAGCCACACCACCUCGCACAGGAUCACCCUCAGCUGAGGGUUCAGACCACAUUGGUCUGAAAGGCAUCAAGUCAGACCUUGAUUCAGCAACGCAGCAACCUUUACCGAACUCAUCCUAUGGGACUGUAGGGAAUGACCAGGGUGAAGCAGAGCCCCAGCCUGACAAACUGUUGUCUAUCAGUGACCUGGAUGAUAUUUUUGGCCCAGUUGUGUCUCCCAGAUCCGGAGUCGUCCUGUCGAAGAACAAGUGGAUCGAUUUUUCUGAUCGACCUUCCAGAGACGAUGUUUCAGCUGCAGCUCUGAGUGAAAAGAGGCCCAUCUCGGCCCUGCAGCCAGAGGACCUUCAGAGCAACCUACAGUCCACUGAUGCCCCUCCAAGUAUUUCUGUGCCUCUCGACCAUAAUGGGAGUGAGAAAAAGAAUUCUGAGCAGGCAUUGGUCAAGAGUGAAAAGAGCGAGUCGUCCUCCUCCCUGAAAGAGCUCGCUAUGGGGCAAAAGAACACGCCCCCUCCCCCUCCUCCUCCUACCUACAGGACAGUGGUAUCUUCUCCAGGACCCAAUUCAGGCAGUGGAGUAUCCAGUAGCAGUGGUUCUUCAUCUCCUGCCCGUCCAGCAACGCCAUCGGGCAUAACCAGUAACACUCCUCCUCCUCCACCACCUCGCCCACCAUCACGACCUAAACUGCCUCCUGGAAAGCCUGGAGUAACUGAUAUGUCCAGGUCUUUCAGCCCUCCAAUUCAUUCCUCUAGUCCUCCACCAGUUGCACCUUUAGCUCGAGCAGAAAGCACUUCCUCCAUAUCUUCAACUAACUCAUUGAGUGCUGCCACCACCCCUACAGUCGAGAAUGAUCAACCCUCCUUGGUAUGGUUUGAUAGAGGAAAGUUUUAUUUGACUUUUGAUGGUGCUUCCCGAGGGCCCAGUCCCUUGACCAUGGGUGCACAGGAUACACUCCCAGUUGCUGCAGCCUUUACAGAAACUGUCAAUGCUUACUUCAAAGGAGCAGAUCCAAGCAAGUGUAUUGUGAAGAUCACAGGAGAAAUGGUUCUAUCGUUUCCAGCUGGUAUCACAAGGCACUUUGCCAAUAACCAGUGCCCUGCAGUUCUCACAUUCUGUAUAACAAACUGCAGCAGAUUGGAGCAUAUCCUGCCGAACCCUCAGCUUCUCUGCAGUAACACUUCUCAAGCUGAUGCCAAAACAAGAGAAUUUUGGGUAAACAUGCCGAAUCUAAUGACUCAUUUAAAAAAGGUGGCGGAGCAGAAACCACAGGCUACUUAUUACAAUGUGGAUAUGCUAAAGUAUCAGGUGUCUUCCCAGGGCAUUCAGUCCACACCAUUGAACCUAGCAGUGAGCUGGCGCUGUGAACCUACCUGCACUGAUCUUCGAAUAGAUUACAAGUAUAAUGCAGAGGCAAUGGUUACACCUGUAGCUCUCAACAAUGUCCAGUUCCUCAUUCCUGUGGAUGGCGCAGUUGCAAAAGUACAGGCAGUGCUUCCACCUGCUGCAUGGAAUGCCGAACAACAUAGAAUACUCUGGAAGAUACCAGAUUUAUCCCAGAAAUCUGAAAAUGGAGGUGUUGGAUCUCUCUUGGCCAGGUUUCAGCUGUCUGAGGGCCCAAGUAAGCCUGCAACAUUGGCUGUGCAGUUCACUAGCGAAGGGAGCACACUGUCUGGUGCCGAUAUUGAAUUGGUUGGAGCAGGAUACAGGUUUUCACUUAUCAAAAAGAGAUUUGCAGCAGGGAAAUACAUGGCUGACAACUGAAUUCUCGCACCUCUGCCCAGUGUUUGAUGCUACUCACCGGACAGCUUUUUAAACUCAAUUAGGAGUCACUAAGGACUGAACCCAUGAAACAAACUUUUACUCUCUGAUUUCAAACUUCUGUUCCAUAUGGCCAGAACAUUUCCAACAACGACUCGAAGUUGGAGUAACACCAGAAAGCGCAGAACAGUCCUGCAGUAUUAUUAUAUGAUUGAUGUGACAUUGGUAACAUUUCGUAUUUUACAGUGUAACAAAUGUAUUUGUAAUUUGGUAAUUGCCUCCCCAUACACUCUUAACUCCAAAUGUCUGUAUUCCAGCUGUUAUAGGCAUUUCAGAGACAUCAUUAUUAACCUGUAGGCUAUGCCUCUUUGAACAUGUAGCAUUGCAUUUCAGUAGAAUUGUCCAAGAAAAUAUACUGCAUUCUCCAAAUUUUUAGCCCCUGAACCUACCAGUAUUGAUGCCAAUUGUUUAAGUUUUAUAUUAAAAAAAAUUUGAUGUUGGAAACCUGUCCAUCUUGAUAACUCCCAGAUAAUGAUUGAGAAUAAUUUUGCCAAGCAAUGCUAUGUUUCAGAGGAAAAGAGGGGCAGAGAGAGGGGAGGUGUGCAAUAAUACUGGAUAAAUAUUUUGUAUCCUCAGACAGAAAGUCAGGCCUGUUAACUUUGCAGAGAGGAAAAUCCAAUAAUACCGGAUUUUAUAUCAUAAAAUGUAAAAGGGGUCAGUCAAAGCUGACAUUUCAGAUCGGACCCUUAGGAUGGGUUCUAAAAUAAUAUCUUUCAGCUGCAGAUUAACUUAUUGUGCAGUUCCAAUGUUAACUUUCCAGUCUGGAAUGUUAUGUCAUUUUAAUGUCAGUGCGAAAAGGUACAACAUUCUAAUGUGAAUUCUAGUUCCGGCAGCUUCUUAAAACAAAAAAUUUGCUUUGGUGAUGUGGUGGCAACUUUUACAAAAUAAAAGCAAAAUGAUUUCAAUAUAGAAAAUACGUUGUGAAAAAAUAGACACAUUAUCCACCUUGGAUUUUCUUUUUAUCUGUCAUGUGCACCCAGAAGUGUUUGCUCAAUUAAUCAUAAAACAGAUUUGCAUUUACACAUUUGCCAAAAAUGCAUUGUUUUAAAGUUCAAGUCCUGUCUUGUUACAAAGAGGAUGUGGACCACAUGAAAUUGCUUUGAAUGUGUAAAUUAAUAUUUCCUCCCCAAACUCUUGUCCCAGCCAAAGAAGAUUUGCAUAACUAAAAUUUAGUACCUGGUGGCAUCUGAAUCUAAGCUGGAGUACCAUAUAACGUGUCUGGAUAAUUAUGAAGACAAUCAUUUUGCAUGUACUCCACUAAACAUAUCUCCAUUUCAGUCACUGAAUGACUCUAAAGAAAUAUUAAUCAAAAUGAAAUAUUUUGAAAUACAGGGUCAUUACAAAGUUCACCACACAAAGUUAGUGGUGAUCCUUUAAGUAGCUUAUAUUUUUAGUGAGUUGGGAACCGCACUUUGGUCGCAACUUGUGAAUGUGAGCAAAACAUUCAUCCUGCUGUCAAGGGCAGCGAGAUAUGUUGCAAGAUGUGACUCAGAUAUCUGGUUUUGACCCAAGUCUCAGAUGGUAACCACACCUCAGGUGGCGGCUUAAAUACAAAUGGCAACAUCUUAGAAGCUAGUUAAUGUAUGGUCGCUGGCAGACAGAAUGGCAGAGGUGUUACAGCCUCCCUGAAAAGGCAAAUGAAACAAAAUGAAACAAACAAUGGUGACCUGUGCAGACUACCUGCUGCAGCAUCAAAUACCAGUCAGCAUUUCCAGCAUUGGAAGAGUUGCAGCUGUGUGUGCCUUCACACUUGAAGUCAACCCACCUGCUGAAGAAAGUACAAUCUAAAGUGUUGCUGCUACACUUGGGACUGAGAGCUGGUUUUAAAGGAAACAUUUUAUUCUGAUGUGGAGUUGCACUUCUCCCUUAAAAUGUUCCCUCAGCACUGAUAAAGAAAGAACUGUAACACCUUUGGAAGUCUGUUCCUUAUUACACCAUACACAUACUUCAAUUUAUUUUGGGUAUGAAAGAGAAAGUGAUUGUUCUUUGUAUUUUUUGGACCAUUGGAGCACUAUUCUGCACAGUUGUUGUGCAUUGUGAAUGUACUUCUAGGGAUUUGAGAAAAAUAAUCAGACCUGACCAUUUCUGGCUGUCUUUUGCCUUAUAGAUUUGAAUAGGCCUGUAGUACGUCAAUAUUCUCCUGGGUAAAGGCAAUGCCUGCUAUAAAAGCAUGUAGUGCAAAUUAGAAGUUUUGAUUCUUGGUCUGCAUCAGUUAAUCUCAGCUGGACAAAAGUUGAAGUGCUACCAUUAGCCCUCAUGUCCCCUGGACUAGGCAGGGAAACAUUGGCUAAGGACCUCAUUCCUGAUUACUAUGCAGUGGCACCUAAUGGAAAGAGCACAUCUGUGGAUAUUGAUUAGAUCAGGGUCAUGCUCACUGAAUGAUUCUGGUUCUGAUGAAAAAUCAUCGACCUGAAUCAUUAAUUCUGUUUCUCUCUCUGCAGAUGCUGCCUGACCUGCUGAAUAUUUCCAACAUUUUAACUGUUUUUAUCUCACGCUCACUGCCAUACCUUUCACGGUUUGAUAGCUUGUCAACAUUGAUUGUCAGGUCACCCACUAUGAAGCACACACACUGAAUGGCUACUAGGGUGAGGUACCUUUGGGCCUGUGAAACCAUAUCCCAGCAUGAGUCAACACCUUCGGAAGAGAGGGAGAAAACUGAAACAAAAAUAAGAGAUAGCUCCAUUGAUGUUGCGUGCUAUUUUGUAAAUACUGACUUUUUUAAUAUAAAUAUAUAUACAAAUAUAUAUGUCAUUUCCUCAGUGGCUGUUUUCCCUGUUGGUUCAUUGCACAUAAUUAUGAAUAUGCAAUUAUGUUUUAAUGUAUUAUGUAUUAAAGAAGUGGUCUGGCCAUUUAUAAAUUAAAAAAUUAAAUUCUAUACAGUAUGGAAAUUGUACUGUAAUAACUGUUUAAAAUG
This is a messenger RNA of Pristis pectinata (smalltooth sawfish), 5881 nucleotides long. It is a transcript of the gene sgip1a, whose product is annotated as SH3GL interacting endocytic adaptor 1a. Gene Ontology annotation, cellular component: clathrin-coated pit; plasma membrane; cytoplasm. The record is from RefSeq and is a predicted model, not a curated record. Bases 316 to 2910 code for a protein of 864 amino acids. The transcript is spliced from 26 exons. Gene Ontology annotation, biological process: clathrin-dependent endocytosis; clathrin coat assembly; synaptic vesicle endocytosis. Lineage: Eukaryota; Metazoa; Chordata; Chondrichthyes; Rhinopristiformes; Pristidae.